Messenger RNA from Aethina tumida (small hive beetle), 1088 nucleotides. RefSeq names its product mediator of RNA polymerase II transcription subunit 4 (gene MED4). Lineage: Eukaryota; Metazoa; Arthropoda; Insecta; Coleoptera; Nitidulidae. The transcript is spliced from 3 exons. The record is from RefSeq and is a predicted model, not a curated record. Gene Ontology annotation, molecular function: transcription coregulator activity. Gene Ontology annotation, biological process: regulation of transcription by RNA polymerase II. Bases 171 to 929 code for a protein of 252 amino acids. Gene Ontology annotation, cellular component: mediator complex; core mediator complex.
UUAAAUUUUUAUUAUGUAGAUAGCUAUAAUGUACCUUUUAUGUAGUUAAUUUGUAUUGUUUGUGUAGUUGUAAUGUACCCUUUGCCAUAUUUGUUGUUCUAUGCGUUUGACAGCUUUUGAAUUUUACCCUCAAAUUGUUAUUAAUUCCUAUUUUACAGUUGUGAGACAAAAUGAGCUCCCAAAUAAGUACAAAAGAAAGGCUUUUGUACAUAAUAGAUGAUAUGGAAUUAAUAUCCAAGGAAAUCAUAGAAAACGCCAUAGCACCAAAAACGAACAAGUUAUCAGGCCCCGAAUACGCCCAACUAACAGACUUACUUGUGGCCAAAGACAAUGAGCUCAAAGAAACAUUAAAACUGGCAGCCGAACAAGCCCUGAUAAACCAGAAAAUGGACCUACUUAAAGCUGAGGUUGAAAGGCAAGAUCAAGACAUAAACCAGCUACAAAAACAGCUCAAAGAGGCGGAACAAAUUCUAUCGACUGCCAUUUACCAGGCCAAUCAAAAGUUACAGUCAAUAGCCAGGGCAAACAAGAAGCCGGUCUCGUCAGAGGAGCUGAUCAAGUUUGCGCACAGGAUUAGCGCCUCGAACGCCAUUUGCGCCCCGCUGACGUGGCAGCAAGGCGACCCGAGGAGGCCUUACCCCACAGACAUUGAAAUGAGGCUGGGGCUGUUGGGGCGUCUGGCAGACCCCACUAACGGCCAUCUGUUACAGCAACAAAGCAGUAUGUCGGACUUGCACCGACCCGGGCACACUGGAGAAAUACCAGCUUCGCAACAAAACCAGUUUGCCUGGCAUCCCUCAGGUGAAAUGCACAUAACAAUGGGGCAGGGGACAGUGCCAAUCGACACCAGGAAUCACAAACAGGAAAACGAAGACGUUGAGGUCAUGUCGACAGAUUCAAGCAGUUCGUCCUCAAGUGAUUCUCAAUAGUAUCACUAUGAGUUAAUUAAGUUAUUGCUUUGUUCGAUUUUAAUUAAAACAUGUAGUUGUUCUACUGAUAAUUUAUUUGUGAGGUACCAAUUUAACAUAUAAAUUGUGUAAUAAUUUUGAUUAUUAAAUUAUGUUAAAUAAAAACACCUGAAUGUGUGA